AUGGAUGCCAUCUUGUUGAAUAUUUUAGAAAGAUAAAUACAUUGUUUUUGACAUAUGCACCAGUUUCUUCCAUAAGGGUUGGAGCUAUUUCAUAGAGUAGAAAAAUAAUGGUCUAGUUACUUCUGUUCUUGAAACUCUGCAAGAUGAAACAUUUGAGAAAUUUGCCAGUGAAGCUUGAUACUAGUGGCUUGCUUUUUAAUUGCUGACUGGCUUUCUGUGUUUUUCACUGACUGCCAGACAGGCAGAAUUUCAACAAUGCAACAUCCCAGCCUUAAAACCCAGAGAAUUAGUAAGGAACUCUGCUGACUUAAUUAGAUUUCAAAUCUGAUAACAUAGUGUAACAAAAUUUGAAAAAAAAAUCUGUUCCUGAUUGAAAAUGUAUUUUCUGUUUAAUUGUGCAGUACUUACUUUGAAAGUAGUUGUUAUACUCGAGAAAAAUUAUUUUUUAUUCUUCUGUUAUCUGAAAUCCAAAAGUUUGUAAUUUUCCUUAAUGAAACUAUGCCAUUUUUUAACCUUUCAGAACAAGGUUUUUGCAGUUUAAUCAACCUUUUCCCAUGGGCUUCUGUGAGUUUUCCAGGCUGUAUGGCCAUGUUCCAGAAGCAUUCUCUCCUAAGGCCCGGGCUGUUGCGCAGGCUGGAGAGCAAGCCAGCUGAAUCCAGCUGCAAUGAAUCACUCUGACCAGGAGGUCAUGAGUUCGAGGCCCACUCGGAGCCUAUGUUUGUCUUGUCUUUGUUCUAUGUUAAAAGGCAUUGAAUGUUUGCCUAUAUGUGUAAUGUGAUCCGCCCUGAGUCCCCUUCGGGGUGAGAAGGGCGGAAUAUAAAUGCUGUAAAUAAAUAAAUGUUUCGCCUAAUCUAUGGCAGGCAUCCUCACAACCUCUGAGGAUGCCUGCCAUAGCCGUGGGUGAAAUGUCAAGAGAGAAUGUUUCUGGAACAUGGCCAUACAGCCCGGAAAACUCACAGCAACCCAGUGAUUCUUGUCAUGAAAGCCUUUGACUACUUUUCCCAUAUUUUUAUGAUAGAACCAGUUAGGAAAUGACAUUUAUAACCCAGGAACAAAAAUUGUAUUACUUAGUGUAAUCUUUCGACGAGCGGCCAUUGGAACCAUAGUAUGCACUUAAAAUCAAAGAAGCAAGGCAAAUAAAUGUAUGCUGAUACUCCAGUCAUGCUGUAUGUUAAUACUGUAUUUCUUCAGUUCUAAGACUCACUCCCCCUCAGAUAAACAUAUUUAAGAAUGGGGAACAUUUUAAUAAUAACAUUAUGUGUACCCUGCCCCCUCUCCCCGAAGGGACUCGGUGUGGCUUACAUCAGAUACAGAAAAUAAUAUAAACAAUGAAGAAUAAUAAACAAUGCCUCUUCGUAGAAUUAAAAUGACACAAUAGUAUAAACAUUAAUAAAUAACAGUUUCAAAGCUAUUUGUCCUCUAAAAACAGUAUAAAUAUAAACACAGUUUAAACUAGUCAUAGAAUCAUAGAAUAGUAGAGUUGGAAGAGACCUCAUGGGCCAUCCAGUCAAACGCCCCGCUAAGAAGCAGGAAAUCGCAUUCAAAGCACCCCCGACAGAUGGCCAUCCAGCCUCUGCUUAAAAGCCUCCAAAGAAGGAGCCUCCACCACAGUCCAGAGCAGAGAGUUCCACUGCUGAACAGCUCUCACAGUGAGGAAGUUCUUCCUGAUGUUCAGGUGGAAUCUCCUUUCCUGUAGUUUGAAGCCAUUGUUCCGUGUCCUAGUCUGCAGGGCAGCAGAAAACAAGCUUGCUCCCUCCUCCCUAUGACUUCCCUUCACGUAUUUGUACAUGGCCCUCAUCAUGUCUCCUCUCAGCCUUCUCUUCUGCAGGCUAAACAUGCCCAGCUCUUUAAGCCGCUCCUCAUAGGGCUUGUUCUCCAGACCCUUAAUCAUUUUAGUCGCCCUCCUCUGGACGCUUUCCAGCUUGUCAACAUCUCCCUUCAACUGCAGUGCCCAAAAUUGGACACAGUAUUCCAGGUGUGGUCUGACCAAGGCAGAAUAGAGGGGAGCAGGACUUCCCUGGAUCUAGACGCUAUUCCCCUAUUGAUGCAGGCCAGAAUCCUGUUGGCUUUCUUAGCUGCCGCAUCACAUUGUUGGCUCAUGUUUAACUUGUUGUCCACAAGGACUCCAAGGUCUUUUUCGCACACACUGCUGUCAAGCCAGGCAUCCCCCAUUCUGUAUCUUUGAUUUCCAUUUUUUCUGCCGAAGUGAAGUAUCUUGCAUUUGUCCCUGUUGAACUUCAUUUUGUUAGUUUCGGCCCAUCUCUCUAGUCUGUCAAGAUCGUUUUGAAUUCUGCUCCUGUCUUCUGGAGUGUUGGCUCUCCCUCCCAGUUUGGUGUCGUCUGCAAACUUGAUGAUCGUGCCUUCUAACCCUUCGUCUAAGUCGUUAAUAAAGAUGUUGAACAGAACCGGGCCCAGGACGGAGCCCUGCGGCACUCCACUUGUCACUUCUUUCCAUGAUGAAGACGACGCAUUGGUGAGCACCCUUUGGGUUCGUUCGCUUAGCCAAUUACAGAUCCACCUAACCGUAGUUUUGUCUAGCCCACAUUUUACUAGUUUGUUUGCCAGAAGGUCGUGGGGGACUUUGUCGAAGGCCUUCCUGAAAUCCAGGUACGCUACAUCCACAGCAUUCCCUGUAUCGACCCAGCUUGUAACUCUAUCGAAAAAAAGAGAUCAGAUUAGUCUGGCAUGACUUGUUUUUGGUAAAUCCGUGUUGACUAUUAGCAAUGACCGCAUUUGUUUCUAAGUGUUUGCAGACCACUUCCUUAAUGAUCUUUUCCAGAAUCUUGCCUGGUAUCGAUGUGAGGCUGACGGUAAUACUCAGUUUCUGUUAGCAAGAUACCUGACAUGAUUAAUGCUUUGAUGGUCAUUCAAAUCUUGUUGGAUAAUUAGAUAAUACUCUAGCCAUUAUCAAAACCUUGCUUAAAUAGCCAAGUUUUCAAUUCCUUACUGAAGGUUGAAAGAGUGGGUGCUUGCCUUAUUUCCUUGGGGAGAGCAUUCCAGAGUCGAGGGGCCCUCUCCUUCGUCCCCACCAACCUCACUUGUGAUUUUAGAGUCGCAGGUGUAUCUUAACGUAUUUUCGUUGGUGGGACUGAAAUUAGGGUGCGCCUUACAAUUGAUUGUAUCUUACAAUUGAAGAAAUACGAUAGUAUUGUUUCCCUCCAGGCAUAAAUCUUUAUGAAAUUAAAACAGAACCAUUUAUCCACAAGAGGGAGACGUUGACAUAUUUGGGGGAAUUAAAUGUAUGUGCAGAAUAACCCAAAAAUUCUUUAGAAGAGGGGAAAGCCCUAAGCAGGAAGUGGCCUUGAAUUGCUUCAGUGUGGGCUAUGCAUGUUUAGUGGGCACAGAAUACUAAGACAGUGUGUAUCUGUUUGUUCGUAUGCACAAAAUGAGAGAAACCAUGGCUGGCAGGAACCCUGAACAAUAGCAUUCUACACUACAAUUUGCAAUUAAAAAUAUUUAUUUAAAUAAUAUUUAUCUCUAUUUUUAAACAUUUGGAGAAAUAAACAAGAUAGUCCAGUCUCCCUCCUUGUAAAUCUCAUUCUGCCUAUCUGGGCUUACUCUGAGAAAGGUUCUGCUUCCCAUCAUUUUUAGGUGGAAAAAAAUUAGGACUCCCCAAGAUAAUAUUUCCAUCAAUUGUAAUGGGAUGUUCUGUACAGCAAGACAUUUUCUGGUCUGCAUAAACCAGCAUUCCACCAUUUGAAGUCUUAACAGUGGUGUUGAACUACACUUGUCCUCACAUCUGGAUGCAUGUUAAUGGAAGUUCUCGUUCAAUAAUACAUGUCCAAAUCCAAACUUAUCUUUGCUUCGCCAUAACCAUAUUUGUCUUGGCUAAUAGGGAAUGCUGCCAGAAACUGUGAAGGCAGCAAAUGAUGGUUACAUCCAAUACAUCUUCCCUGGAAAUGAAGAGUACAGAGGCUUUUUGUCAAAACAGGUUUGCUCAAAAGGCUUGGCUUGGAAGAUGAUCAAAACAUCGGCAUGGCUUGUAAGCCGCCCCGAGUUCCUUUUGGGAAAUGGUGGUGGGGUAGAAAUAAAGUUGGGUUACUAUUAUUAUUAUUAUUAUUAUUAUUAUUAUUAUUGACACAAUGACAUAGUAUGACACAGCAAACAAGAAAGGUAUGCUGGAUUAUUUUAUUAUGACACAGCAAACAAGAUAGGUAUGCUGGAUUAUUUUAUUAUGACACAGCAAACAAGAUAGAUAUGCUGGAUUAUUUUAUUAUGACACAGCAAACAAGACAGAUAUGCUGGAUUUCGUAUCACAAUAUCACAAUAUCUAUCUUGUUUGCUGUGUCAUAAUAAUAAUAAUAAUAAUAAUAAUAAUAAUCCAGCAUAUCUAUCUUGUUUGCUGUGUCAUACUAUGUUGUUGUGUCAAUAAUAAUAAUAAUAAAACCAACUUUAUUAUUUUAUUAUGACACAACAAACAAGAUAGACAUGCUGGAUUUCGUAUCACAAAAUCACAAGUCAAACACUUCCCAAGCAUUUAGGACUGUGUGAUGUAUUUUCGGAUGAUGCGCGCAGACCCCAGUCGGGUGGCCUUUUGUAGUUGGCAAAUAAUAAACCAACAUUAUUAUUAUUAUUAUUAUUAUUAUUUGAUAGAAAAUUGCUUCACCCCCUGUGCAAUGUAUGAGGAGCUCUGCAAUGUUUCUUGCAAAUAUAUGUAAGAGUGUACAAGCUACUGGUUCAAUGCUCUUGUUCUGCACAGCAACUUGGCUGUCAAACGUGUGAGACAGAAAUACAAUUUUAAAAAUAAAGCGAAAUCCUUGAUCCACCAUUUUGGCCUCGAUUAGACUAAGUGUAGCAGGAACAAUUCUUUUUAGAGCUUUGCCAGAGAUAAAGUGGGAUAGAAAUCAUAAUAAUACAGUAGAGUCUCACUUAUCCAACACUCGCUUAUCCAACAUUCUGGAUUAUCCAACGCAUUUAUUGUAGUCAAUGUUUUCAAUACAUUGUGAUAUUUUGGUGCUAAAUUAGUAAAUACAGUAAUUACUACAUAGCAUUACUGCGUAUUGAACUACUUUUUCUGUCAAAUUUGUUGUAUAACAUGAUGUCUUGGUGCUUAAUUUGUAAAAUAUAACCUAAUUUGAUGUUUAAUAGGCUUUUCCUUAAUGCCUCCUUAUUAUCCAACAUAUUCGCUUAUCCAACAUUCUGCUGACCCAUUUAUGUUGGAUAAGUGAGACUCUACUGUAGUAAUGGUAAUGGUGGAUAUUUUGAUGGGUGGGAAAAAGUAGAGGAAUCGUCUUUCAGCCCAAUGGGCUGCAUUGUAAUAGUGGGGGGGAAGUAUGUAAGCUUAAAUCUAACUGCCUAUUAAAUGAAGCCUUAAGACAGGCAUUUUGAUGACCAUGAUAAUAAUAAUACUUUUUAUUUUUUAUCUGCCUCUCUUGUCGGUUCGAGGUGAGGAAGAACACAGUCAAAACAUAGGAACAUAAUCCAACCUUGCAAAAUAAUAGCGAUAUCUGUAUAAAAAUUGGAAAAACCCCAGAGAGUGAUGUUGUGUGGAGAGGGAAGUGAUAUCCUUUUGGGGGAAUUUCAGGAAAGCUGGAAAUGGUGUCAGGGCUGGAGUUUCCCAAUCCCUGGAUUACGGUGCAGCGCCAAGAGAAAUUUCAAGUUCAACCAGGACUAGAAUCCCAAAAGGUGUCGAAGACCGGGACCACGUGAAGGCAAUCAGCAAAGGUGCAAAAACCACAUCCCUGCCUUUGUCUCCUCCAUUGCUGCUUGCGGUGUGGCGUUCCUGGCUCGCCUUUCCAAUCCUCUUUCCAUGGUACAGACCCUUUUUUGCAGCAUCUUAGGACCAUCGGCAUCCUUCCCGUUCGCAAGAAGCAAAAGAGAAGAUCUGUGGAUGAGGGGCACUUAAGGACUGACUGCUUGUCUGGGCAUUUGGGAUGAAAGAUGUCUGAAAUCAUGCCGGAGGAUGGCAAAAGCCCUGCAGGAAAGGAACUUCGCUUGCAGCCGGCACUAGUCAACGGAAGAUGCGAGAAUCCGAUCCCGCUUCUGGACAGACUUUCCAUUACCAGGGGCAUCUGGGACCUCUGCAGUGAAGACCCGGCACAGGCUGCAGAGCUGCUCUCAGUACAACUUCCUGGGACAUUUGUUGUGAUCAGAAACAAAGCCAAAGAUGCCAGAACUUUGUUCCUUCAAACCCAAGAAAGCCAGAGCGAUGCUAUCUGCCAUUUUCCCAUUAAGGAAGACAAUUCAGCUUUUCAUCUCGAAGGUUCCCUCCUGCGUUUCAGAAAUGUAUUGGAACUGGUCAGCUUUCAUAUCGUGAGCAGGGAUAUCUUGCCCUGCCGGCUGAGGCUCCCAGAUGCCUUCCAACUUCCAUGCAAAUCUCAACUGUAUGCAGUUGCUGCACUGGGCAUGAAAUUCUGGACAAUGCCCCUUAAAUCCGGCAACAGGCUGCCAUCGGCCAAAGAAGAAGAGGAUCCCACUUGUCCCAACGGAGAACCUCUUGAGGCCAGCCGGCCAUCCUGCUCCAUCCGAGUGACAUCCGAGAACAAGGCGCUCUGCAUCAUCAACCCGCUUUUCCUCUCGGUGCACAGCGAUGUGAGUUGGCUUGACCUCGCACCCGCACCCUGCCGCUUGGCCAGCAGAAGGGAGCCUCUCCAGGAGUCUAAUGGCUGUGCCAAAGCGGCAUCCAGGGAGCCGGGAGUCCGGCAGCGGAGUCAGAAUCGCCCCAGAUCUCUUGAGGGAGAAGAGAAGGCACUGAAAGGUGACCCUUUGACUCCCUCGGCCUCCACUCAACGGAGGCUCUUCCUUCGCAGUCCAUCCUGGAACAGUUCUGAAACCCUCCCCGAUGAUCUGCCCUCGUCCCCUAAUACCCAGAAGGACGUCAGGUCCCCGCAUCGCGUCUCCUGGAUAGAAGGCGCCCCUGCCGAAGCCUUUCCCACUUGGCCGCUGAAGAACUCCAGCUCUGAGUCCUCCCUUCUGAGUGAGACCCUGUCCCUGCCUCUCAUCCCGGAGCUGGACUCGCUCUCCAUCAGCAGCGUGGAGGACGAAGCCGAGGGCCUGCCUUCCACUCCGGGUGCAGCGCACAAGAGGCGGCCCUGCUCCUCCGCCGUCUUGAGCAACAAGGUGUUCCGCCGCCUCUCUGCCGUAAGCCUAGCCCUGGGUGGGUUCCUCUCUGCUGACCGUCGGAUCUCCAAGCGGGUGCAGGAGCUGGCCCAGGACCCCUCCUCUUACGUGGGAGGCCUGGUGCAGAGCUUUGUCGGGCACCUCCUCCGGGGCGGCGGGCUGCGGCACCCCACCAGCACCGAGAUGCUGCAGGAGAUCCGGCAGAUGAUCAGCAACCUCAAGGGCUACUUGUGCGAAAGCUCGGAGCUGCGCACCCUCUGCGAACACUAUGAGGUGGAAGACAUGGACCUGGGUUACGUGGUGGAAGGCGCCUUGUACAAGUGUAUCCUCAAACCGCUCCGGGACUCGGUUUACGCACAGCUGCAGGACUUCCGCUCCCAAGACGGGACCCUGGACAAGCUGCGCGGGCACCAGGCCACUAUGCGCGAGCAGAGCCUGGCCGAGAUGGGGGUGGUUUCCGGGGUGCCGGACCCGGCCGGCUUGGAGCGCCUCCAGACCAAGCUCAGCCUCCUGCACCAGGCCUAUUCGCCCCGAAAGAAGGAGACCCAGAUGCUGAAGGUCUGCAAGAUGCUCUACGAAACCAUGAACCAGACUCCCGGCAGGACAGAGCCGUUCGGAGCUGACGAUUUCCUCCCGGUUCUGAUCUAUAUGCUGGUGAACUGUGACAUCGUUUCGGUGCAGUUGGAUGUGGAGUAUAUGAUGGAACUGAUGGAUCCCAGCCAGCUGCAGGGAGAAGGUGGAUACUACCUCACCACCUGGUUCGGGGCCCUCUUCCACAUUGCCAACUUCCAGCCGGCCGCCAUGAUCACUCGGCAAAUCAGCGUGGAGGCCCAGCGCUCCAUCCACCAGUGGCACCGGAGACGCACCAUCCACCCGCACCACCACCACCCCAUACGGCGCCAUUCGCAGAAUAUCCUCUAUAUCUCCUUCCACGAACCCUUCAACAACCAGAAGACAGUCGCAGUCACCGCUGAGAUGACCACGGCUUCCGUUUGCGCAGUUUGUGCGGAGAAGUUUGGCGUUUCUAAGGGUGAAGCCUACGGUCUUUUCUUGGUUUCGGGGGAGUCCUCCCAGCUCCUGGCUGAGGACAGCCACCCACAGCGGGUCCACUCCGGCCUCCUCCGCUCCAAAGGAGACCCCGCGAGUUUCGUGUACAAACCCAAAGACUGGGCCUUGCCUGCCACUGGUCAUCUUCCACUUCAGGAUCACAAACGUUUGACUGAUCCCCUUGAAAGCAGGGACACCGAGCCAUCUGCGGCCGAUUAAAUGCUAACCUUGGACAUUCACAGAGCGGAGUCCUUCCUUCUAACUGCCUGGUUUCAUUGAUUCUAAGAUACGUCCCUCGACAUAAGCAUGUCUAAAAAUUAAAUAUGCCUUGGAAUCUAUAUCUAUAUAAAUAAAAGUCAAAAUACCCGCA
Messenger RNA from Anolis carolinensis (green anole), 8476 nucleotides. It is a transcript of the gene rinl, whose product is annotated as Ras and Rab interactor like. Gene Ontology annotation, biological process: vesicle-mediated transport; signal transduction. Bases 5881 to 8325 code for a protein of 814 amino acids. Gene Ontology annotation, cellular component: endocytic vesicle; cytosol. Gene Ontology annotation, molecular function: small GTPase binding; guanyl-nucleotide exchange factor activity. The record is from RefSeq and is a predicted model, not a curated record. Lineage: Eukaryota; Metazoa; Chordata; Lepidosauria; Squamata; Anolidae. The transcript has 13 exons.